CUGCACAGAUGACACAGAAAUGCUUUGCUUCUUUCCUCUUCUAUAAAAUAAUAAUAAAGUGUUCACGCAGACUUUGAGGGGGAUUUUGCAGAUGAAAUGAAAACAGCUACAUGGCACACAGAACUCAAAACCUGGCACUUAGGAUCCAACACAUGGCUUCAAUCCUCCCAGUGAGGGGAGAUCACUCCACUGACCCUCACAGGAGGGGCUCUCCAGAAACAUUCCGUUAAAAUAGCAAUUUAUUUAAUGAGACGCAAGGGGAUUCAGAACCAAAUAAUCCUCUUGUGCCCUUCACUUUAGGCUCACCUGGCCCAGGCCAGGAGGAAACUCCCCUGGGCGCUGCGCUCAGCACUUCAUCCCUGUUCCUGCGUCUUUAUUUGUCGUCCGUUGGGAGAAGCAAAGAUAAUAGAGCGCAGACCUUCAGAAAUUCCAUCGUGAUGCUCGAGGAUUCUCAGAAGCUGCUGUGGCACAGGCAAUUCCCAUAAAUAUUAUGGAAGCAGGGAACCAAACAGCUACUUCAAAAUUCAUCCUUCUGGGACUUUCCCAAGACAUGGACCUGCAGCCCCACCUCUUUGGGCUGUUCCUGUCCAUGUACCUAGUCUGUGUUACAGGAAACCUGCUCAUCAUUGCGGCCAUCAGCUCCGACUCCCGCCUCCACACCCCCAUGUACUUCUUCCUGUCCAACUUGUCCUUUGUUGACAUCUGUUUCACCUCCACCACCGUCCCGAAGAUGCUGGUGAACAUUCAGACACAGAGCAAAGACAUCAUGUAUGAAGGUUGUAUGACCCAGAUGUAUUUCUUCAUGAUUUUUGCUGGGCUAGAUGAUUUGCUCCUGACAGUGAUGGCCUAUGACCGGUUUGUGGCAAUCUGCCACCCCUUACACUACACAGUCAUCAUGAGCCCUCGCCUUUGUAGUCUCCUGCUGCUGCUUUCUUGGUUAAUCUGCCUGACCUAUUCUUUGCUGCAAAGUCUGAUGGUAUUGAGGGUGUCCUUUUGCAAAGAAACAGAAAUCCCCCACUUCUUCUGUGAACUUGCUCAGAUCCUCAAGCUUGCCUGCUCUGACACCCUUGCCAACAACAUCCUACAGCAUUUUAUAACUAGCCUGCUGGGUGUCAUUCCCCUGACUGGGAUUCUUUUUUCUUAUUCUAGAAUUAUCUCCUCCAUAAUGGGCAUUUCAUCUGCUGGGGGUAAGUAUAAAGUCUUUUCUACCUGUGGGUCUCACCUCUCAGUUGUCUCCUUGUUCUACGGUGCUGGCCUUGGGGUCUACCUCACUUCUGGAACAGCUCACCCCUCCAGAAAGGGUUCAAUAGCCUCGGUGAUGUACACAGUGGUUACCCCCAUGCUGAACCCUUUCAUCUAUAGUCUGAGGAACAGGGACAUGAAAAAGGCUCUGAGGAAACUUUUCAGUAGAGAAGCUUACUCUUGGUGAGAUUAUGCAAGUUAAGGACAAUGGAGACCCAAAGUGCUGAUAAUGUUCCUGAAUAUGUAGUCUGAAGACAUGGAGAAGAAAUGCUAUUCCUGGUGUACUAGAAGACACCCGAACCAAAGACAAACGUGAAGUAGCACACCCAAAGGCCCACCAUCUACCAAGGAAAAAGCAUGACCAACCAAUAACUAAACUUCUUGUGCAAAUAAACUUUCGAGAAUGCAGACUCCUGCACGCAUCAAAGGGGGAGAAAGCAAGUCAAGGAAUGCAGCAGGGGAGAAGGCAGAGUGACAAGUGUUUACACAUUAAUGACUCAUCUUUACCCGUUAUGUUCUAGCUAAAACAAAGCACCAUGCCCACUGGACCAAGUUUUCCCUGGUCUGUCUGGAACCAUUUUCUGAACUGUCUCAUACUGACCUCCAUGACCCCAUAGAAUUUUACUUGCUGUAUUUUCCUUUGGUGGUGGCCAUUGACCUAUACUGAGGACUUGAAUAAAAACUUCUUUGUAGUGUCUA
Molecule: messenger RNA, 1941 nt
Organism: Miniopterus natalensis
Lineage: Eukaryota; Metazoa; Chordata; Mammalia; Chiroptera; Miniopteridae
Source: RefSeq, a predicted model, not a curated record